AUGAUGUCUGAAAAAGCGAAGUUGAUUGGAGAUAUGACGUCGUAUGACAAAAUUAUGGCUGCAACAGAUCCUAAGACACACAAGUUCUUGGGUCGAAAUGUGCGUCCUUUCGACUAUGCUGAACGGGAGCGUCGUCGUGAAGAGAUCGUGCUGACGGGGUCGUACGCCAAAUUUGCUCAAAACCAUGACAUGGAACAUCAUCUACUGGAGAGGGGUACCCGCCUCCUUGCAGAAGCCAGCCCCUUCGAUCGUGUUUGGGGUAUCGGCAUGUCUGCAUGCUUUCCAGAUGCUAGCGUUUCAUCCAAGUGGGCGGCUAGCGGUAAAAUCUUGUUGGGAAAAGCUUUGAUGGAAGUUCGUCGUCACAGAAGGACCCGGGCGAAGACCCAGCUUGUCUACGUUUGGGCGCUCCAGGGGACCAUGCUCCUGAACGUUCAUCUGGUGGCAUCGACCUCCGGUUGUGCAGACCAGCCUCCUCUUCUCAAACAUGGGCCCGAUCUGGUCGGCGACACGCUCCUGUUGGACUCGGACUCAUCCACCACCCGGGUCCUGCUGCAUGGAGGACCUACAGCCACUUCUCAGCUCACCCGAGUGGCGCUUCUGGACCCUGGGUUUCCUGCGUCCUUCGUGUCCGACUCCGUGGUCACCACCAUGAUAGCUGCUGGAGCCCUGACAGCUGGCAGCGUUCGUGUUUCGCCCUCUCGUCGUUGGGGUGGGUUUGGUGAUGGACUCGCCCUUGUGACCACCCGGUCAAAUCGUCUCACCGUUAAUUUUCUCCAUGGAGAUAGGGCUACCGCUUCCUUGGCGGUCUGGGCCUGUGUUGUUCCAGACGCCGCCAUGGGGAACGCCGUGCUUCUGGGUCGUGAUAGCUGGAUGCGCUUCAACUCUCGCGUGUUCACCGCCCUCCCCCACCCUGGAACGGACGGCCGGGUGAUGGGCGAUCUCACGCUCUCUCCGCGUUUUACAGCUGGCGCUUGCGUUUACGCUACACANACCACCCGGUCAAAUCGUCUCACCGUUAAUUUUCUCCAUGGAGAUAGGGCUACCGCUUCCUUGGCGGUCUGGGCCUGUGUUGUUCCAGACGCCGCCAUGGGGAACGCCGUGCUUCUGGGUCGUGAUAGCUGGAUGCGCUUCAACUCUCGCGUGUUCACCGCCCUCCCCCACCCUGGAACGGACGGCCGGGUGAUGGGCGAUCUCACGCUCUCUCCGCGUUUUACAGCUGGCGCUUGCGUUUACGCUACACAUGACGACGCUCCUGCCUCCUCGUUACACCUUAAACAUGCAAGGAGCUCGGGAAUUUCCUUGGGGCCGGAGCCUGCACUCGUUGAGAUGGACCUCGUUCGUUCUUCUGGCAUGCCUGCGCUGAUUGGAGAGUAUCUGGUAUCGUUCAAACCUGAAGUGGGUGCGCUUUCGUCCCCAGAUGCGUUCGUUUCCAAUGGUCUGCAGCGUAUUCCCCUUGCAGUUUGUGCCGAGCUGGAGCCGGGAGACGUUAUUGGAGUGUCUGCCGCGCCUCCACUACGAGUACCGGUGGAAACCCUGAAGGCGGCACCAUCUUCGAUUCCUACUGGCACCACAACAUCUACGUCACCCCCUCGGGUCAACGCCGUUGGCCCCAAGUCCGGGACUCACCGCUCUCCGGACCCAGCCUCCGCCCCGCCUCCUCCGAAGCUUCCUCCACAAGAACGACUUGACCGCUUCUCUGAGGCACAGCGCUCCAGCUUCAUGCGGUUGUGGGCUAGGCUGCCCGCACAUAUGCACAACAUCGCUUUCGAUCUACACAAUCCGGGAUGGACACCGGAGGCUAUUGAUCGUUUGGCCGAGGCCCUUGUGGAGUAUUCUGACGUGUUCUCUACUUCGAAACCCGAUUUUGGUUCCUCCACCAUCAUGCCGUUCACGCUUUCUGUCCCAGCAGGGACGAAGCCCGUUGCAUCACGCCCGUAUCGUAUCAACCCGUUGAUGCAAAAGAAAAUGGAUGCCGUUUUGGACCAGUAUUUGGCGGCAGGGCUCAUUCAACAUUCCACGUCUCCGUGGGCUUCUCCUUUAGUUGUCACCCCCAAGAAGGACGCAUCGGUUCACAUCACCGUCAACUACAAACGUCUCAACGCUCUGGUGGAUUUGGAUGGACAACCUCUCCUUCGGGUGGACGGUAUCUUGGAUUUUCUGUACACCGGUAAAGUGUUCUCCAUCUUCGACCUCAACUGGGCUUUCCACCAGAUCGUUUGUGAUGAAGACACUGUCCUGCUCACCGCCUUUUUAACUCUCACGCAGUUGUUAGGAUGGCUUCAGAUGCCGCAGGGAGCCAACGCAAGUCCGUCUUGGUUCGUCAAGGUCAUCAACAGAGUGGCGCACGGUCUGGAGCGUGUGCUGGCGUAUCUGGACGACGUCAUCUGUUUCGAUAAGGAACCUCUGGGACACGCGCUGAACACGAUCGAGUUCUUCAAACGACUGCGACAGUACAACCUCAAACUGUCUUUAGGGAAGGCUCGCGUCGGCGCCACGCACGCCAACUUCCUCGGUCAAACCAUCUCUCCAGCCAGUGUUAGCCCUGAUGGCGUUAAGAUUAGGGCGCUCACGCACAUGCCGCCGCCGACGAAUGUUAAGCAGCUUCGGAGUCUUCUCGGCGGACUCAGCUACUACCGGAAAUUCCUCAAGAAUCUCGCCACCAAGGUGCGGCCUCUAAACUUCCUUCUCAAGCAAGGCGUUCCCUUCAAGUACACCCCGGGCAUGGUCAAGGUUGUCCAAACGUUGUUAAGCGAACUCGCUCGCCCCCCGAUUUUGGUCUUCCCGGCUUGGGCAGCAAUCGAGCACAACAGCCGUCCUCUUCGUUCGUGUUCCGACGCGUGUAUCGACGGAUUUGGCGCCUCUUUGGAACAAGAACAGCUCGAUGGCUCGGUGAGACCCAUCGUGUACAUCAGCCGCGCUGCUCUUCCUGCGGAGCGUAACUGGACCGUUUUGGAUCUGGAGGCUGUUGGCAUUGUUUGGGCCAUCAAACGCCUUCGCGGUUAUCUGUGGUCGACCAAGUUCAUCAUCUAUUCGGACCACAAAAAGCAUUGGAGAGCAUUGGCAAGGGGCCUGAGUCGAACGCCGCAAUUCAUCCCUGCUGGACGCCAUUCACAAGCUCCCUCAAUUUUCCGUUGGCGGGUGGUCUUGGUGUACAACACGGCUGCUACAAUUCGACAGGGUGUGCAGAAGGACACGGACCAACAGGUGCUCAAGGCCAAAUUCGCACUUUCCUGGACGGGGCCCUACAAAGUUCUUGCGGUGGGUCUCGCCUCUGCCGACGCCACUCCGGACGGCCGCCCGUUGGCGAGUAAACUCCUCUAUCUGGACCUGCCUUCCGAUCUUUCCGGUCCGGCAGCUCGUUGUCGCGUGUCUGUUCUUCGCUGCAAGCCCUGUCGCAAUCCGUACGAGACGGACGACUUGCCGCAACCACUACCCGCCGAGCUUUCAAGGGUAACCGUACAUAUCGAGUGGCUCGGACUCGCGCGGCACAGCGGGAGCUAG
Messenger RNA from Ectocarpus sp. CCAP 1310/34, 3501 nucleotides. The record is from the annotation of a GenBank genome assembly. Lineage: Eukaryota; Phaeophyceae; Ectocarpales; Ectocarpaceae.